Scheffersomyces stipitis CBS 6054 is the source of this 738-nucleotide messenger RNA. RefSeq names its product mitochondrial 54S ribosomal protein uL4m (gene YML6). The record is from RefSeq and is a predicted model, not a curated record. Gene Ontology annotation, cellular component: ribosome. Gene Ontology annotation, biological process: translation. Gene Ontology annotation, molecular function: structural constituent of ribosome. The transcript has a single exon. Bases 1 to 738 code for a protein of 245 amino acids. Lineage: Eukaryota; Fungi; Ascomycota; Pichiomycetes; Serinales; Debaryomycetaceae.
AUGGCCACUGAGGCCUCAGCAGCUUCGCAGGGAGCCGCUUUCAACAUUGCACAACCACCCAAAUAUACCUUGGCCAGUUUGAGAACGUUUCCAUCGUUAGAGCCCCAUACUUUUGUGCCCUUACCAGCUAGUUUUAUGGAUGCUCCUACCAGAAGGGACUUUUUGUGGAGCGCUGUAGUAUAUGAAGCCGACAAGGCCCGUGUUGGAUCCGGAUAUGUACCCACCAAGGGCGAUAAGUUGUUUUCUAACAAGAAAUUGAGACCACAGAAGGGUUCUGGUAAAGCCAGAGUUGGUGAUGCCAACUCUCCUACCAGAGAUAAUGGAAUUAAGGCUCACGGGAUCAAGGCUCCACACGACUGGUCUACUGGAUUGAAUAGCAAAGUCUACCACAAGGCAUUCCAAGCAGCAUUCUCGGAGCAAUACAAGAACGGCAAGGUGUUUGUCAUUGGCGGAGACCAAGUAGCUUCUGAAUACGAUACGACAGAGUUGGACUUUAAGUACGAACACCCUGAAGCUACCAGACAGUUUGUGCAGUCGCACAAUUUACAGAAGUUGAACUUGCUCUUUAUCACUGAUGCGCAGAGAGACAACUUGAUAAACUCCACCGAGUACAUUGGCAAGAGAGCCAGUGUGUUGGUCAAGGAGGCUGUAGAGGUCAGAGACCUCUUGAAGGCCAAUAGAAUAUACAUAGAGUUGCCAGCAUUGCAAUGGUUCAUUGGCAGAUACUCGCUUGAGUAG